This is a messenger RNA of Salvelinus namaycush (lake trout), 1239 nucleotides long. It is a transcript of the gene gdf6b, whose product is annotated as growth differentiation factor 6b. Gene Ontology annotation, biological process: SMAD protein signal transduction; BMP signaling pathway. Lineage: Eukaryota; Metazoa; Chordata; Actinopteri; Salmoniformes; Salmonidae. The transcript has 2 exons. Gene Ontology annotation, cellular component: extracellular region. The record is from RefSeq and is a predicted model, not a curated record. Gene Ontology annotation, molecular function: growth factor activity; cytokine activity. Bases 1 to 1239 code for a protein of 412 amino acids.
AUGGAUUUCUAUCAAAUAACCACAUUUUACGCGGUCCUCACAUGUGUAUGGGAUUUACCAUGCUUUCAAUCAUUUACUAUUUUCCUUCCGUCUGCCUCAAAGAGCAGCAAGGUCCCGAAAGUAUUUGAUGGACGAGAGGCAAAAUAUUUCAAAGAUAUCUACUCAUCAUCAAAUGAGCGGUAUUACAAGGGUGGGCUCAAAGAUCCAGUUGAACCACACGACUACAUGCUUUCAAUUUAUAAGACUUUCUCUACAGCCGAAAAAUUGGGGCUAAACGCAAGUUUCUUUCGGUCGUCAAAAGCAGCUAACACUAUAGCAAGUUUUGUGGACAUCGGACAAGAUGACCUCCCACUCUCCCCUUUGCGACGACAGCAGUAUCUGUUUGACGUCUCAACCCUCUCAGACAGAGCUGAGGUGCUGGGGGCUGAGUUGAGGAUAUACACCAAAGUGUCUGGGAAUUUCAGGAUGUCGGAAAUGGAGCCAGUGGACAUUCAGCUACUCUCCUGCCGCUCUCAGCAGCUGCUGGAUUCCAGAACGUUGGAUCUUCAGGAGUCCCAUCGGCCCAGAUGGGAGGUGUUGGACGUGUGGGAAAUAUUUAAGGACAGGGAUCACCUCACACACGGGAGACAGUUCUGUCUGGAGGUCAAGGCCAUGCUGGACAACCCCGAGAGGGAGCUUGACUUGCAUCAUCUGGGCUUUCACAGAAAUGGUCGCUCACAACAAAAGAAGGCCAUUUUAGUGGUGUUCACCAGGUCCAAGAAGAGACAGACCCUUUUCAGUGAAAGGAGAGAAGGAAGGACAUUGAUUGGCCCUGGGGAAAGGGGGAAAGAGAGGGGCCCUCGUUCUAAUUCCAAAGCCAGCCGGAGACGCAGGACGGCGAUAUUGAAGAAUCGCCACGGGAAGAGGCAUGGCAAAAAGUCAAAAUCGAGAUGCAGCAAGAGGCCGUUGCAUGUGAACUUCAGAGAGCUGGGCUGGGACGAUUGGAUCAUCGCUCCUCUGGAUUACGAGGCGUACCACUGUGAGGGCGUGUGUGACUUUCCUCUGAGGUCACAUCUAGAGCCCACAAACCAUGCCAUCAUACAGACCCUUAUGAAUUCGAUGAACCCCAGCAACAUGCCUCCUAGCUGCUGUGCCCCGUCCAAACUCAGCCCUAUCAGUAUUCUCUACAUCGACUCAGGAAAUAAUGUGGUGUAUAAGCAGUAUGAGGAUAUGGUGGUUGAGUCGUGUGGUUGUAGGUAA